Messenger RNA from Lycium ferocissimum, 5123 nucleotides. RefSeq lists its product as uncharacterized. The transcript has 19 exons. Gene Ontology annotation, biological process: regulation of transcription by RNA polymerase II. The record is from RefSeq and is a predicted model, not a curated record. NCBI's taxonomy places the organism in Eukaryota, Viridiplantae, Streptophyta, Magnoliopsida, Solanales, Solanaceae. The coding region runs from base 342 to 4733 and encodes 1463 amino acids.
UCACAAAAUAUAUAUAUAGAAAUAAAAGAAAAUAAAAACAUCAUACUUCUCUCUCUCUAACGUUACCCGUUCCCUGUUCUUCCGAAAAUCGCGACUCUUCCGAAAAAAGAAAAAAAGAAAAAUAAACGGAUCCAAAAAAAAACAAAAUAUUACCUUUACCCCAAAAAAAUAAACAACAAACAAACCCUAACCCUAGCUUUCCUAUUUCCCUACCACAACAACAACAACAACAACAUCUUUCUCUUUAUUUCUCCUAUACCAAAUAAUAAUACAAAUCUCAUAUCGUUAUUUAUCUAUCUUUUGUCGGUGUAGAUUUGUAGGUUUCCGGUUGUCGGUGAUGUAUGGUGGCGGCGGCGGAGAUGAGCGGUGGUAACGGCGGCGGUGGGAGAUGUCUGCGGCGAAGGAAGAUAAUGGAAAAGGAAUGCCCAAUAUCUGUUUCUAGGGUUUCGGAAAAUAAUGAAAUUACAGAAAGGCCCUUGAAGUUUGAUGAAAUUACGGAAUUGCCCCAACAAAUAGAUUUUUACACACAGGCAAGAAAAGCUUUGUGUUUACGUUGUCCUUUUGAUUCUUCUGAGGAUGCUGCUAAUGCUACUACUACUACUACUUCUACUCAGCAUACUGCGCACCUUACUUUACCUAAUAAUUUAGCUCAGUUGUUAAAUAAACAUUCUGAUAGUAGAAAAAGGCAUAAGAAGUCGAAUGUAGGUACCGAAACGAAGAAGAAGUCGUCGUCGAGACAAAAGGGAGGUCGUAAUACUGGAUUUUGGGAUCAUGUUGAGGAAUACUUUCGUCAAUUAAAUGUGGAUGAUAUUGAUAGAUUGUAUAAACUUGGGUCUUUCGAGUUUUCGGGUAAUGAUAAUCGGAAUUUAUUGUAUGUUCCUACACUUGACAAUGUGGGUAGUGUGGUUAAUGGUAGUGGGGUAAAUGAUAGUGGGGCGACGGUUAAAGAAGAGAAGGAUAAUGAGCAAUUUAUGGAUGUGGAUAGUGAAGGAGGAAAGGAAAAGGAAACCGAAUUGCCUAAAGAAGAAAAUGAUGGAAACGUGAAGCCCUGUUCGUCGUCUCAGUCUUUGCCUUUUAGUGGGUUAGAAUGGCUAUUAGGUUCUAGGAAUAAGAUAUAUAUUGCCUCUGAACGACCCUCGAAGAAAAGGAAGCUUUUGGGUGGAGAUGCAGGGUUGGAGAAGCUUCUAGUUGCUCGUCCUGUAGAAGGGUCCGUUUCGUUUUGUCACUAUUGUAGUUUAGGCGACCAUGGUGAUGUGUUGAACAGACUGAUCGUUUGUAGUUCUUGUAAUGUCGCUGUUCAUCAGAGAUGCUAUGGUGUGCAGGAUGAUAUUGAGGGUUCUUGGUUGUGUUCUUGGUGCAAGCAAAAGAACGAGAUGGUAAGUAAUGACAAGCCAUGUGUGCUUUGCCCAAAAAGCGGCGGUGCUUUGAAACCAUGUAGGGAAAGAGGUCAAGAAUCUUCUGGACUGGAGUUUGCUCACUUGUUUUGUUCUCAGUGGAUGCCUGAGGUAUUUGUUGAGAAUACUAGGAUCAUGGAGCCAAUAAUGAAUGUCGAUGGUAUAAAGGAUACACGGAAGAAGUUAAUUUGUUAUCUGUGCAAGGUGAAACAUGGGGCGUGUGUUCGGUGCAGUAAUGGGGCUUGUAGGACUUCUUUCCAUCCUAUAUGUGCCAGGGAAGCAAGGCACAAAAUGGAGAUAUGGGGGAAACUUGGAUGUGAUGAUGUUGAAUUACGCGCAUUCUGCGUGAAGCAUUCAGAUCUCCAGAUCAAUAGUAGCAGUCAACAAGGUAGAGGAACUGCAGUAGACAUUUCUUGUGUCACAGGUAACAGUCAGUUGGCAGCGUCAGUUACAGCCAAACCACACAAGCUAAAGCUUGGCUUAAGAAAUGGAGACAAAACAGUGUUGCACACCGACAAUUCUAUCUCGGGUUUAGAUAAGUUGAAUGGUGAUGCAUUACAUCAGGAUGGACUGCUAGAGAAGGGCUUGAGUGUUAAACGUCAAACAGAAUGCGGUGUUUCACAGCAGCCUGUUGAUUGGGGGUUUUGUGAAAAUAAAGAUGGCGAUGUGGCUGAUCCUGUAUAUUUCACCUUGAUAUUAAAAAAGUUAAUAGAGCAGAAAAAAGUUGAUGUGAAAGAUGUUGCUGUGGAGAUUGGCGUACCUUCAGACUUGUUGGCCUCAAUGCUCAACGAUGAUAAAAUGGUUCCUGACAUACAGUUCAAGGUAGCUAAGUGGUUGAAGAAUCAUGCUUAUAUUGGAAGUUUACAGAAAACUCUAAAAGUUAAAAUUAAAUCCACGAUAGUGCCAAAAGUUGAGGCUGGUGUGGUGGAUGAUUUGGAUUCCAUUAGAGUUACAGAACCCGAGAUUACAGACUUCGUACCCGUCAAGUCUGUACCACCUCGAAGAAGAACCAAAAACAAUAUCAGGGUUGUGAAAGAUGGUGAAUCACUUUAUUCACCUAAGGAGACACUCAACAUUGACGGAGUAGCUGCAGAAGAAGCUAAAACUAGUGUGAAUGGAAGGGAAGAUUCAAGUUGUCCAAGAGAGCUUCCUUCUGCUGGUGUGCGGAAGGUUAUGGUUGAGACUAUUCCCUCAAAAGCAACUCUAGCGGGUGAUCCCAACAGUGAUGAAGAGCCAUCAAAGGUUUCAAUCCAUUGCCCUGGCAAUGGUCAAGUGGAGCAGGGUGCUUUAUCUGAUCAGAAUCUUGCGACUUUUGCUGAUAUGAGCAGCACGAUUUCGUCGGUUUCUUUCGAUCACUUACCAGAUGUCCUUAAACGGGAAGCAUUCCAUAACUCUUACAUUCACCCUUUUAUUCAGAAUAGAUUAAGGCAAAUGGAGAGCGGGGUUCCUUUGGACGAUUUGAGACAGGGUGAGGUUUCUCAGAUUGAAGCAUCUUCCAGUUCAGGAAUCUGCUGCAGCCAACAUUCGCAACAAUCAGCUUCUGGCAACCUCCUCAAAUUGAAUGGUGCAUGCCCUGAACAGUUGGUGAAAGCGAGUGCUAUGGGCCUGCUGGAGCUUUCACCAGCAGAUGAGGUGGAAGGAGAGCUAGUUUAUUACCAACACAGACUGCUUUGUAAUGCUGCUGGAAGAAAACGUUUUAGUGAUGAUUUAAUUGUUAAGGUUGUGAAUAGUCUCCAACAGGAGACUGAUGCUGCUAGACAACGAGAAUGGGAUACAGUGUUAGUUAGCCAAUAUCUUUAUGAGCUUAGGGAAGCCAAAAAGCAAGGAAGGAAAGAAAAACGACAUCAGGAGGCUCAGACUGUACUGGCUGCUGCAACUGCGGCAGCUGCCGCAUCGUCUAGGAUUUCAUCAUUGAGGAAAGACAAUGUAGAAGAAUCCACGCACCAGGAGGUUAUGAAUGCUACCAAUGAAAGGCUUAGGCUUUCUUCCCAACAGCAUCCUCGGGUCAAGGAGACGCUUUCAAGGCCAACCGGUGUGCGGAUAUUACCAGAAACUAACUCUGAUCUUGUCCAGCUAGGUUCAGAUAUUUCAAAAGACCAUGCCAGAACUUGUGAUGUCUGUAGACGGUCCGAGACCAUUUUGAAUCCUAUUCUAGUUUGUACGAGCUGCAAGGUUGCUGUUCACUUGGAUUGCUAUCGAAGUGUAAGAAACUCAACAGGCCCUUGGUAUUGUGAACUAUGCGAGGAGUUAUUGUCAUCUGGGGGCUCUGGAGCUCAAGCUUCUUAUCUUUGGGAGAAGGAGAAACCAUGUUUUGUUGCUGAAUGUGGGUUAUGUGGCGGUACUGCUGGUGCUUUUAGAAAGUCAAAUGAUGGUCAAUGGGUUCACGCCUUCUGUGCUGAAUGGACCUUUGAAUCAACAUUCAGAAGAGGACAAGUACAUCCAAUUGAGGGACUGGCAACUGUCCCCAAGGGCAAUGAUGUCUGCCUCGUUUGCCAGCGGAGAAAAGGUGUAUGCGCUAAGUGUAGUUAUGGUCACUGUCAGAGUACAUUCCAUCCCUCGUGUGCCAGAAGUGCUGGCUUGUUUUUAAGCAUGAGAACUAAUGGUGGCAAGUUGCAGCACAAAGCUUAUUGUGAUAAACAUAGUUUGGAACAGAGACUUAAGUCUGAGACUCAGAGACAUGGGGUAGAAGAAUUGAAGAGUCUGAAGCAAGUCAGGGUUGAAUUUGAGCGAUUACGGCUAUUAUGCGAAAGGAUCGUUAAGCGGGAGAAGCUGAAGCGUGAAGUAAUCCUUUGCUCACAUGAUAUUCUGGCUUCAAGUAGAGACAACGCUGUUUUAUCUGCUCUAACUCGACACCCUUACUUCCAACCUGAUGUUAGUUCAGAUUCAGCUACUACGACAUCUAUUAAAGGCUACACGGAUGGCUGUAAAUCAGGCAGUGAAACAAUACAAAGAUCAGAUGACAUAACGGUAGACAGUGCUAUAGCAGGAAAACGGCAUAUUAAGUUUCCUGUGAAUAUGGAUUGUGAUCGGAAGACUGAUGAUAGUUCUACAUCACCCAACCCUGUUACACAGAACCCGGCACAACGGGUGUCUUUUUCUGGGAAGCAAAUCCCAUAUAGAGCUUCUUCCAAUUCUACAGAUCAUGGUGACAAGCGAUUGAGAUACAGAAAGCAUAUGGAAACUUUUGAGAAAGAGCUGUUAAUGACUUCAAAUCAAGCCUCAGUGAAGAACCAGCGAUUACCUAAAGGGUACGUCUAUGUCCCAAUCCGGUGCCUUCCUAAGGAGGAGGAAGCUGCUCCAGAUGAGUGUUCUGGAGAACCACUGGAUCCUGAUGGAUAGAUGUUAGCUCAGUCAUUGUAGGAUUUUGGUUCCAACGAGCAACCCAUAUCUGGCAUUUUGCUGCUCGUACACCAUUUUUAUCUGAACCUCCAGGGAGGAUGGCUUAAUUAAAGAUAAUAUGUUGACAACAAGCGCGCUUCCAGGACCCAUCGAGAUUAGGUUGAGGACGGUAUUUGAUUGUUGUAUAUUCAUUCAGAGCUUACUGUACAGUGGAUCUUGGACUGGUUUGAAUGGCUCCGUCACGAUGGUUUUUUUUUUCUGAGCUGGGUGGUGACAAUAGCUCUGCUUCUUGUAAUUGUAUACAGUAGUUAGAAGAUAUCACCUACUACGCAAGCCUUGUAAAGUUAUUGUAAAUACUCUUAAAAUGUUAAUUGAAAGCAAUUAGCGCAA